AUGCGCAGAACUCUGAGUUUAAUACUUGCAUGGCUAUGGGCCUGUGUUGAAAUUGUGUAUGCUGAUGUUCACACAUACUAUUUCAAUGCAGAAUGGAUAAGAGCAAAUCCCGAUGGAUUACAUCCAAGACCAGUCAUUUCAUUUAACGGGUCAUUUCCAUUGCCGAUAAUCGAGGCUAAUAAGGGCGAUCGAAUACAGUUAUACCUAACUAACGGACUUAAAAAUACAACAACUUCCCUUCAUUUCCAUGGCAUCUUUCAGAACCGCACCAAUAACAUGGAUGGUCCAGUUGCUGUCACACAAUGUCCAAUUCCCCCAGGAGAAACUAUGCUUUACAAUUUCACAUUGGAACAGUCUGGAACAUAUUGGUAUCAUAGUCACUCGGGUGCUCAGUACAGUGAUGGUUUACGUGGAAUGGUGGUGAUUCAUGAUCCUCAGAUAGAGUCCAAGUACAAGUUUGAUAAGGAGUUGGAUCUUUCAAUUUCGGACUGGUAUCAUGAUGAAAGUGCAAUUCUUACCGAAAAACAGCUCACCAGAUAUAACCCGACAGGUGCAGAACCAAUCCCUGAUAGCAGUUUAUUUAACGACACGAGAAAUGUCACUGUACACGUGGAGCCGGAAACAACAUACCUUAUCCAUAUAGCUAAUAUGGGUGUCAUGACUUCUCAAUAUCUGUUCAUAGAAGACCACGAUUUGGAAAUCGUUGAAGUUGAUGGUGUUUACACAGAACCAGCGAAGACAAAGGCCUUAUAUUUGGCUGUUGGUCAAAGGACUUCUGUUCUUUUAAAGACGAAGAAGCUUAACGAGGUUACGAAGAAUUUCUGCAUAGUUCAAACCUUUGACGCAGAAAUGCUUGACGUUAUUCCGAAAAAUCUUCAAUUGACAUCCAUAAAUUACUUAAGUUAUGGCAAUAGCUUUGAAAACUCUGUCCCGGACCCCACUUUUUAUGAUGUUGAUACCUACGAUGAACUUGAUGACUUCAAUCUAAAACCAAUUGUUCCAGAGCCACUUCUUCCAGAAGCUGAUCACGUAAUACAUCUAAAUUUGCACAUGGAUAAUUUGGGCGAUGGCAUCAAUUAUGCGUUUUUCAAUAAUGAGACCUACGUGUCGCCUAAGGUGCCUACACUUCUCACCGCAUUGACGGCUCCAGAAGAGCUUGUGCUAAACUCUGAAAUUUAUGGCCACAACACAAAUUCGUUCGUGUUGAAUGCUGGUGAUAUCGUUGAUAUGGUUAUUGAUAAUGAUGACUCCAACAAACAUCCACUUCAUAUGCAUGGCCACCAGUACCAACUUAUUGCCAGAUCACCAGCGUAUGAAAAGCCUCACCAUUUUGAUUAUAGAAAUGCUUCUUUCCCUGAGAAUCCUUGCAUUAGAGACACAAUCAUGUUGAAUACAUUUGGAAAUGCGGUUAUCAGGUUCAAAGCCGAUAACCCAGGAGUGUGGUUCUUUCACUGCCAUCUUGAUUUCCAUUUGGAGCAAGGUCUUGCAAUUGUGCUAGUGGAGGCACCGAACGUUCUACGAAAUCAUGUGACCUACGAUUCCUUACCCGAGGAUUACAUUAACAUAUGCAAGGUUGCCGGUGUUCCAACUAUUGGAAAUGCGGCUGGAAAUUCCAAAGACUGGCUUGAUUUAAGUGGCGAAAAUCAGCAAGCGGACGCUUUACCAAAUGGAUUCACUCUUAAAGGAUACAUUUCAAUGGCUGCAUGCGUUCUUGCGGCUCUAUUUGGAUUAUAUGAAGUUACGAUCUUUGGAUUAGAGGACGUGAGACACACAUUUGAAGAACGCGUGGAAAGUGAGAAAUCCGUUAUUAAAACGUUCAUAUUAAAGCUCACAGAGGAGUACCAGAGAUUGACAGAAACAGGUGCAAAUCCGCAAAAGUUGGAUGAUGUCAAGGCAAUGCUAAAGGAGCUUGAUGAACUGGACAGUAAGUUUUCAGAACCACAGAAUUGA
Messenger RNA from Brettanomyces bruxellensis, 1950 nucleotides. RefSeq lists its product as uncharacterized. The transcript has a single exon. The record is from RefSeq and is a predicted model, not a curated record. Gene Ontology annotation, molecular function: ferroxidase activity; copper ion binding. Gene Ontology annotation, cellular component: high-affinity iron permease complex. Gene Ontology annotation, biological process: reductive iron assimilation; cellular response to iron ion starvation. The coding region runs from base 1 to 1950 and encodes 649 amino acids. NCBI's taxonomy places the organism in Eukaryota, Fungi, Ascomycota, Pichiomycetes, Pichiales, Pichiaceae.